Molecule: messenger RNA, 3508 nt
Organism: Magallana angulata
Lineage: Eukaryota; Metazoa; Mollusca; Bivalvia; Ostreida; Ostreidae
Exons: 16
Coding region: 87-3119 (1010 amino acids)
Biological process (GO): signal transduction; regulation of apoptotic process
Molecular function (GO): protein binding
Source: RefSeq, a predicted model, not a curated record
AUCAUUUAUUUAAGUUUUGACAGUACAUGCUGUGUGGAAACAACGAAUAGCUGGUUUUGGUUUGGUUCCGCAAUUUGCAUUGCAAAAUGGCGGACAUCAGUGCCCUAUCAAAGAUAUCGGAGCGGAUGCGAAUACAUCGACGAUUAGUCAAUUCCACAGAUACUUCCACUUCCGAUCUUUUGGCUUUCAGUAAAGAAGUAAGCAGUGCAACAAAAGAAUCUACGGAUUGUGUCAAAGACGUCGCGAAUUACGCUACAAGAAUUAACGAAGACCUGACAAAAUUGCGACAGUUGAUCAAAGACUUCACAAUCCAGAUUGGAGACAAAAUGAAAGCUCUCGCUGAAGCGGGGUUGUUUAAAGAUAUCUCAGAUCCCCCUUAUAGCGGGGGUGUAGGCAGUGGAAACUAUCUUGCUGAACACCGUUUCAGCAGCGAUAGAUUUGACAAGCAGAGGGCAGAAAAUCUAGUGCUUUUACAGAAAAUCGCGGAACAGCAGCAAGAACUCCAGAGAGUGCUUUGUGAAACAGAGGGGCUUAUAACAAAAGUUGAGGAAACAGGGUUUUUCACGUUAGGAGACUUCGACAAUAUCAAUGGUCACCUAAACCAGUGGAUCAAAGGCCUAGAAACUGCAGAAGAACGUGAAGAGAGAAAACGGCAGGAAGAGGAAAGGAAGCGAAAGGAUGAAGAGGAAAAGAAGAAAAAGGCUGAAGAAGAAGCAAAACGAAAAGCCGAAGAACAGAGAAGGAAAGAUGAGGAAGAAAAAAGAAGGAAAGAGGAGGAACAAAGACGAAAGGAAGAACAGAGGAAAAAGGACGAAGAGGCCAGAGCGAGACGGAAUCCAGAAAACUGGCCCACAUUCAUAUAUGACAGACAAAAACACCACAACUUGUUCCAGCAUGGGAUUUGUUGCGCUGUGUCCGCCAUUACCGGAGGUCAAGGUCUAGAGAAGGAUGACAUCGUGUGUGCAGCUUUUGACAGUCACAUUGAUCUAGAGCGAUAUCCAAAAAAUAAAGACGAAGUCCUUAUAUCAUCCCUGAUCCAGAUUAAACCAACAAAGGGGAAGGAGAUAAAACUUGAGCUUCCAAUGAAAGUCUACAUCCCUAUUGCUUCUUCGUCAAUGGAUAAUCGAGAGACAGUAGUCAAAGUUUCAAUGAAUGACCAAAAGUGGAGGUUCGUGGAUGCAAAGAAAGAGAAACCUAGAGGGAUAAAAGACAGGGACGCUCUGUUUGUUCUUAUUGAGAUCAACAACUUUCAAAGUUUGGAAGUUAUCGUGGUAUCUCGUCCAAAACGAGAAAAUAUGAAGGUAAAAGCAGCCGGUGGAUCGUUUGAACCCACAAUUGACAAGAAUGUGCGUAUCAUUGUUCCUUCGGGAUGUUUCAUGAACGACACCGGCGUCCAUUUCAAGGUUGACAAAGAGCUGUCUAAUCGAGCAAAAGCAGACAAACAGUUCGAAAAUAUCAAGAUAGCUACGUCAUUGCAUGGCAUUGAGUUUGAUGAUGAAAAUCUUCAGAAUAUCGAGAUGGAAAUCUAUCCUGAUUUGCACAAAAUAAAAAACGUGUCAACGCAUCAAAAGGUUAUAGAGAAAUGUCGAAACAAGCUCGUUACAGAUAUGUCAGUUAUCCACAUAGCAACACGUUUGCAUAAAGAUGGCAAAAUACAAGACGAGUGUUUAGAAGACAUCAAGAGCAAAAAGACAGAAGGGAUGAAGGCCAGACGACUACUGGAAGAUUUUAAGAACUGUGAUGCUGAUCAAUUCACUGCUAUAACUGAGGCACUGGAGAAAGAGAACCAAGGUCAUCUCGCAAAACUUUUAAAGAAAACAAUGGAAGAUAUCAAAAAUGAAGAGGCAAACACGGGCAGCGAUUUUGUUGGUGAGAGUGAUAACAUGGAGUUACAAAUGGUGACCAGCAGCCAGCACGGAGACUGGACUGUGAUGAAGAAGGAAUCUCUCAAGGAUUUCCCAGACGGUGUCGUCAUUUCCUUACCAGCGAGAGGCGGGACAUUUGAUAUCAUGGGACUCAUUGUACCCAAAGGCAUGGACAACAAAGCAAUAUCUCGUAUAGCAGAUUUGCUGUAUCGACAGUCUUACCAAUUUGAUGCAAAACUCAUUGUUCGCCAGAGUGAUACCGACCCUUCUCAUUGUCUGGUGCGCUGUGUGGAAAACGAUAAAAGUAUCGAUGCUGCAGACACGAUGAAAAAACAGGGAUUCCAUAAAGGUCCCCCGGAUUCGCCUGUUUUUGGAAUCUGCGACGGAGAGGAAAUCAUCAUAAAAUUGGAAGGCAACCUUACUUUAGAUGCAGACUACAAAGUGGUACGUCUGAAGUAUUAUAAUUUGAACCCGGAGUCGGCAAGCGCUUCGUUCAAGAUCGAUGUUCACAACAAAAAAGCUCAAUCUGAGGCUAAGGCUUUUUCUGGAGAGCUAAGGUACAACGUCGGUGGUGUUGAUCAGGGUCCACCGAGGUGCGGAUCUGUGGUUCUAUCCAUACCAAAGGACGAGGAACUGCACCGAUUUGCACCGCUGACCCUCGAUGUUCCGGUGAAAGUUGCUGCUAAAUACUUAGCAUACCAACUUCCAAUCAGACCAACUCCAAAUUUGGAUGAUUUUUAUCUUUCUUUGGUUGACAAUAGCCGUAGUAAAUAUCGAUCCAUAAAGACGCGCGCUGACAAAGAAGCAGAAAUGGGGACAGCCAGAGAAAUAUGUGAAGUUUUCAUCAAGAACUGGGCUAGUCAAAGACCGAAAAACGAAAACAAAGUUCAGACAAUUUCAGACCGAUUAUAUUCCUUCUCUACAGAAUUUGCCAAAGAAUUUGAUAUGUUUAUGAAACCAUUUUCUAUGACAAAUGGAAUUCUUUCCAACAACGGCAUUGAAGAACUCAGUAAACAUAUUCACGACAAAUGGGAAGCUGUCGCUCAGAAUCUUGGUAUUGAAAGAGAUGAUGUCGAGGCCAUUAAAAUUGAUUUUAAAGAUGAUGACAAAAGGGCCGUGCGCAUGCUUGAUAAAUGGCGCAUCUCUGACAGUGCUAUUAAAAAAGGACCAAUCAUUAUGUCACAUUUGUCCGACUGCUUGAAAAAAUCAAAAUGCAGUCAAUCGGCUUUGAAAUUGGUAACGGCAAAAACUUAAUAUAAUAUGUUUUUUUAAAUUAAUUCAUACUAGAUAUAUAGCCACAUUUGUAAGAGUUUUUCCCUUUAUAUCGAGUGUCUUUUAAAGAAAAUUUAGAUACAUUAUCAAUAUAGCUAAACACUGUGAUUUUCUUUGGAUUUAUAUCGUACAGACUGCCUUUUGGACAGUGUGCCUGUGUUGUACAAUACUUUGAUUAUAAAGGCAAGAUAAUUCUUUAAAGAGUUAUACUGUAGAAUAUCGUGUGUUUAUAGUAAGGAUUAUUGUUUUUCUUCAUGAUUAAUUGUGAGCUUUAUUUUCUUAACAAUGUUUGUUUCUUGUAGUCUAGGAAUUUUAAAUUGCCUUACCAUCAUUUUUUCCAUUUUCACAGAGAAAAAAUCGAAUAAAGAUUG